Molecule: messenger RNA, 3029 nt
Organism: Episyrphus balteatus (marmalade hoverfly)
Lineage: Eukaryota; Metazoa; Arthropoda; Insecta; Diptera; Syrphidae
Gene: pio
Product: cuticlin-4
Exons: 9
Coding region: 772-2139 (455 amino acids)
Source: RefSeq, a predicted model, not a curated record
UGGCUUGAAUCUCAUAGAUACUUGAAACUUUUAACUCAAAAUCACUCAGCCGUAUACACAAGAAACAACUUAGCCAACUUCGGUUGGAAAUAGUUAACUCCAGUCUUAAGAUUGUUCGAGCGAAGUCAACAACGAAACACCAUCGCGACACCAUCGUAGCUGCAGUAACAGGUGUUUGUCUGUGUGUGUGUGAGUGGCGUAUCUCUCGAUAUCGUACAAGAUCGAUCGAUCGCACUGAUCGUGGAAAAGAUAGAUUUUUUGGUUUUUCCGAAAUUCAUCAUUAUUGAAAAACGCGUUUUUUGUUUUCUUGCAAAUUCGAUAGUUUGCAUUAAAAAAAAUUGAAAAAAAAUUAAAUUAACAUAAACGGUUUGUGUCUUGGCUAAAUUGUGGCGAGGAUCAUAUAUUUUUUUCUUCCAACAUCACAAUAAUUGUAUUCCAGUCAGUGUUUCGCAAUUUUCUGUUUACACACAGGAUAUUGUUGUUUCUUCACAAUAAAAAGAUAAAUCCUAAGAAAAAAGUGUAAAAGAAGAAGGAAAGAAAUAGAUAAAAAGUGUGUGCAAAAAUCAACGAAAACCAAAACAAAAAAGAUAAUCACUCUUACUGCCAUAUCACGAAUCGAUCAUUUUUAAUGGAUUUUAUAAAACAACAUUUCUUUACAUAACCAUCUGGAUCUUUGAAGUUAUAAAAACAACUUUCCUGCUUGCCUUGAGGAUUAUUUUAGAUACACGACAAUAUUCAUACACAUUGUGACUUUAUUGGAAAUAAGAUAAAAUGACGUCACCUCGCAUCAUAUACACCGCGCUGCAGAUUUUUACAAUCGUAACAUUGAGUACAAACGGAGCACAAAUCCCAACAGCGACAAAUUCACCAUCAUUGCAAAGAAACAGUGGCAGUGGCAUUGAACCAACUGUUCGAAUACAAUGCAUGUCGGGAUCAAUGUUAAUCACUAUCAAAGAUGCACCACCAAAUCAUGAGAAUGGCCUUUUCAGUGGAAUGGUUUACCCUAAAGGACUUUCAAAGAAUUCCACUUGCCUAUCGGAAUAUCGAGAUCAUCAGGGACCCCUGAGGUAUAAGUUGCCACUGAGGAGUUGUAAUACGAUGCCACAAGAAACGGACGAUGGUGGAAUAGAAUUCUUCAACACAAUUGUCCUCCAGCCCCAUUUGAAAUUGGUCACAGAUUUGGGACGUGGUUAUCAUGUACGUUGCCGUUACAAGAGUCGUGAUGCUGCUACCAACAACAAAUGGCGUACAUCUGCUUCCAUAUCAAAAUAUGCCGAAAAUCCACAACCAUUACGAAGUGAUGAAGACGAACCAGAAGCCUAUCGCCGAACCGGAGAUCGUCGUGAUUACGGCCGAUCAUUGGAUAAAUUCAGUGAUUCAUCCAUCGAUGAUAAUACAACCAACGAUGACGAUGAAAAUGCUAUCAAUGAACUUCCAAUGCCCGGUUGUCAUAUGAAAAUUUACAACGAAGAGAAACACAUUGCCGAGAAUGUGAAGAUCGGUGACCCCUUGACGAUUGUUAUCAACAUAGACAAACAGGAUGUCUAUGGGCUGCAUGUGACCGAUUGUCUGGUACGUGAUGGACUCGGUUGGGGUGAACAACGACUUGUUGGUGAAGAUGGAUGUCCAAUGGACAACGAGAUAAUGGGUCAAUUCAAGUAUUCUGGUGACAGGUUGGCGGCCAACGUUACAUUCCCAGCACACAAAUUCCCUUACACAGCAUCUGUGUACUAUCAAUGCAAUGUGAGAUUGUGCGCUGUUGAAGACCCAGACUGUCGAAAGGCACCUGCAUGUGGAGAGAAUGCCAAGCGACCGAAACGACAAGCUAAUGGAAAAGACGACGAGGGUCUACCAGCAACUAUCGAAGUGUAUUCAGGACUUUAUGUUAAUGAGAAUGUCGAUGUGUCAGAGAGCGAUGAUGAUUCAGUCUUUAAGGAGAAGACCCUUGAUGACGCCCUUUGUGUAUCACAACGAACAUUUGCUAUUGCAAUUGCAAUUGCUGGUCUCGUCCUGAUGUUGGCCGUGGUGGCUGCUGUCCUUUGCAUCAUGGCCCGUCGAAGAACAAAGACUGUCUCAAAUUCAGGCAGCUCUAUCUACAGUGGACCCUAUACGAAUACAGCUUUUAGCCAUAGCAGUUAGAUAGUCACCAAGUAGUAUUUAAGAAGGUUUUAACUUUAAUACAUAUUUUUGAAUUUCAACUGAAACGAAUUACUACUUUAGGUUACUUAGAUUUUUUCAAAAUUUUGAACUCAAUUUGGUGCAUAGCAUGAACAUGAAAUCCUAAUUAAUUGCUUUAAGCCCAAAAAAAAAAAGGAUAUUCCAAAAUUAUCUAUUUCUCAAUUUAAAACAACGAAGAUGCACUCAUGUAGAAGAACAAACAAAAAACAACAAAAGUCCUGGAUAUACACUUAAAAGUUUAACUUUAACACUUAAGUCGAUAUUUUAUUUUGUAAACAACAAAAACAAACCCACAAAUGAUGUAGCGAUAAAAGAAUACAAUACCCUAUAAUACCUACAUUUUAGUUUUUAAGGAUCAAAACUUAGAUAUUACUUGGCAAUAAAUGCAUUGCCAACUAAUAUCGCAGAGAUGUUUCAAAAAGUCGGAAAUUUAAUCAAAGUCUCGUCUUGCACAUCUCUGGAAUUUAACGAUUAAUUAAUUAUUCCUUAAUUUCUCAUAGAAUUAAAAAAAAAAAAUGGUUAAUCUCAAAAAAUCCACUCAUGGUGAUGGGUUGUUCUGACUCGGUUUUUAACUUACCUUUUUUCCCCCCUGUGACUUACUUUUUUUUAUUUUUUUUCCACCAUCAGAUUUAAUUUAGGAUACUUUUUGCCAAAGUUAAUCCAUUAUUCUUAUUCUUUACGAUUUUUUUUUAUUUACUUAGGAUACUAUUUUCAAUCUUGUCAUAAUAUUAUUAACUAUUUAAUUAAUUCUUUUAGAUAAAUAAAAAUAAAUAAAUAUUUUAAAUGUCGAAGAAAACAAAAAAAUUAAGACCCUUUGAACACAUCCGUCCGCUUAAGUCAUUAUUAUGUAA